AAAGAAUGAAAAGAGAUGUACUUUUAGAGUUCUGUAACUUCAAAUCAACACAGAUUCCCAUUUCCCAAGUUGAUUUUGAUUGAUUUUUCCACUUCCUUGUACUUUAUCCACCCCAUCUUCAAUUUCCCUUUCUCAUACACUUCUAACUAAAACCAGAAUUACAGCUCCCUUUACUCUAAUCUAAUCAUACCCCUACUCUUUUCCUUCUCAAUCUUUGAAUUUUUCCUCUUCCUUUUCGCAAUUCCUUACCAAUCUGGGGUUUGCUUCUUUUCUGGCGGGAACUCUUCAGCUGGCUGGAUGGAACCAACUUUCAUUUAAAACAUUUCUUUUUUCUUUUAAAUAAAAAAUUCCUUUUGUGUUUCCAUUAUAUUCUGUAGGAACCAAAGAAAGGUGUGAAAAUCGGAAAUUUUUUAUUUUAAAAUUGAUGGCGAACCCACCGGGGAACCAUCAACAAGAAGCGAAUCAAGCGUCAUCUUUUAAUGGAGCUCACUUGAACAACGGGAAUCCUGUACCAGAGACCUCAGGUUCGGGUAUGAAGCAUAACCCUGGUAUUUCCUUGGAUUGGACCUUGGAAGAGCAAGCUAUCCUCGACGACGGCUUAAAAAAAUAUGCGUCAGAGCCAAGCAUAAUUCGAUAUGCAAAAAUCGCCCUGCAGUUACAAAAUAAGACAGUCCGGGAUGUGGCUUUGCGGUGCAGAUGGAUGACGAAAAAGGAAAAUAGCAAGAGAAGGAAGGAAGAACAUAAUAUAGCCAGGAAAAGUAAAGACAAAAAGGAAAGAGUUGCUGAUCCCACGGCAAAGCCUACUCAGUUUGCAGCUCGACCUAAUCUUUCUCCUUAUGCACCCCCAAUGGUUCCUAUGGACUAUGAUGAUGGUAUUCCAUACAGAGCUAUUGGUGGGGUGACAGGAGAACUUCUAGAGCAGAAUGCUCAUGCCUUCAAUCAAAUAUCUGCAAAUCUUGCAGCUUUUCAGAUACAGGAAAAUAUUGGUCUUCUCUGCCAAACUCGUGACAACAUUCUCAAAAUCAUGAACGAGUUGAAUGACAUACCAGAUGUAAUGAAGCAGAUGCAAGUACUUCCAGUGAAACUGAACGACGAGCUAGCUAACACCAUACUUCCCCCGUCAUCCCAUCCCAUGCUUUCAUGAUGCUCUGCCUCCUGCUUAGUUUCCGAUAAACGAGCGGGGGGUUGUGCUAGAGAAAAUAACCGCCGAUAAGGUCGACUCUCUUUCCAUUAAAUUUUAAGAAUAAACUGUGUUCCCCUCGCUUUUCUUGCAUGUGGAAGGCUUGCUUUUGUACUCUCUAUAGUUUGUUCGUUUUAGGGCUUUGCAUGGGGGUUUUAUAUUACAUAAAGGAGUAGAGUUCAAAUCUUAUAUUUUAUUUCUCUCUGUUUGUAUAGUUUUCGUUUCUUUUGUAUUUUGAAGUUUACAAGUGAACUUUUAAGAGGUUGACAUUUCUUUUAAAUUUAUUUUUAAUAACCACUUAAAUUAACAUUGUACAAAUGUAUUACUUACAAUUAUUAGAAUUUUCUUUUUGCUCUCA
This is a messenger RNA of Gossypium raimondii (Peruvian cotton), 1538 nucleotides long. RefSeq lists its product as uncharacterized. NCBI's taxonomy places the organism in Eukaryota, Viridiplantae, Streptophyta, Magnoliopsida, Malvales, Malvaceae. The transcript has 7 exons. The record is from RefSeq and is a predicted model, not a curated record. Bases 425 to 1144 code for a protein of 239 amino acids.